AUGGAAAAUAAUCAUCAUAAAAUCAAGCGAAAGUAAGUUUUUUCUUAAAUUAAAUGUUCAUCCGAAAACCCUAUUCUGGGAGUUUUUUAGACGAAGAGUUGUCGAAAUCGAAUUUCAGCCCGGAAAAUCGACGCUGAAAGUGCUGAAAACCGUGGGAAAACACAUGUUAUCGAUGGGAAUUCCGCAAAGAGGUGGAUAUGAAUUAUAUCCCGAAGAAGCUGUCUUUUUACAUGAGGUAUGAAAAAAUGCUAUGUGGAUUUUUGAUUUUCUGAAAAUUGGGUCUUUUGAAUAUAGCGUAUUAUUUUUUUGAAAACCCGAAAAUCGAUAGUACAAUAAUGUACUAUCGAAAUUGUCACCCGCUUUUCUAAAAAAAAUGAAUUUUAUACGUAUCAAAAUUUUUAUAUUCAAUUGAAUGUCAGGGAUAAAAUGUUUUCUUGUUUAUUCCUUCCAAGAGUAAAUCAAGUCGUAAAAAAUUAAUAAAAAAUAUUUUUUUUGACAAAAUUUUCCAUUCACCAACUUUUAUUUUUCAAACCGUUUUUUAUAGAAAUAUUUCAGAAAAUGUUUUUUAGUAAUAUUUUUCGACUUAAAUCACUCCAUUUUAUCUGUAAAAAAUUAUUUUUUGAAAAUUGUAGACAAAAAUUUUUGUCUACAAUUUUCAAAAAAAAACAUUGUUCUUUUUAGAGAGUUUUCUGGGAGAAAAAACCCACGUCAUAACUUUCAAGUCUCCCUUUUCCAGACCGGUUCUGGAAUAAUUCAAAACGUCAACGGUCAAGAAUUAUCGAUUUUUCAAGCGCUCCAUAUUUUGGAAUCCUGUCAAGUUUCGACUCAAAAAUAUGAAACAUACAAAACAAUUCGGCUAACUGGAUUGGUUAUUAUUAGACCAAGACAAACUACAAUUAAUCAUGAAAGAAUGCGAAGACCGAAUUGGCCACAACCUCAGACUUCAAAUUAUCAACCGCAAAAUCAAGUGCAGGUCCAAUUUCAACCGUUUCAAAAUUUUGUUCAAAAUCAACGCUCAGAAAAUCCACUGAACUUGGAGCUUUGCAAAAAUCCGCAAUUUGUCAAUUUCCUAAAACUCGAAAAUUUCAAAUCAAAAUUUAUUCCAAGAUUUUCAUCAAGAUCUAACAAACCGUGUCGCCCGAAAUAUUGGCCAAUUAUUCCGGAAGCUCAAAAAUGCACAAAAUUGGGAAGAAUAUCGACAUAUCGAUUGGUCAAAAAGAUCAAAAGGCAAAAAUUAUAAUUUUCGAAAACCGGGAAAUUCUGCAGAAUUUCGGAGGAAUUCAAGGAUUACUGUGGAGAAUGUGGAUUUUCAUGUUUUUUCGCCAGCUGGAUAUUCACAUAAUUUGCCAGCGAGACCAUUGUUUUCAGUGAUUUGUUAUGGGUGAGAACACUUUUUUUAUAGAAAAAAAUUUGAAUUUUUUCACAGAAGGUUUUGAAAAAGUUAGAUUGGAUAGUGUUUUUUUUACAGGCAGUCUCUAAAAUUUUAAAAAAAGUUUUUUGAAAUUCCAAAAUUGCCUUUGAAAAAAUUGAAUCUAUUUAUUAAUUUUUUGAAACAGUAAUUUUUUUUCCAAUUCAACUGGAAAGAAACUACAACAAAUCCCCAAACAAUUUAUAAUUUUCAGUGUGUUUUUUGCAGAUCAAACAGUCCGCCUCUCAAUAUUGCUCAAUUAUCCCAAAUGAACAAUGUAAUUUUAGCAAUUCAAGAGACAAAUAACAUCAAUUUUGUGUCACUCAGCGGAUUUCCGAUCAAUCUUGCCGAAUUUUUGUAG
Messenger RNA from Caenorhabditis angaria, 1769 nucleotides. The record is from the annotation of a GenBank genome assembly. NCBI's taxonomy places the organism in Eukaryota, Metazoa, Nematoda, Chromadorea, Rhabditida, Rhabditidae.